Molecule: messenger RNA, 3544 nt
Organism: Cricetulus griseus (Chinese hamster)
Lineage: Eukaryota; Metazoa; Chordata; Mammalia; Rodentia; Cricetidae
Source: RefSeq, a predicted model, not a curated record
GUCAAUCAGCCUUAUUUCCUGAGUCGAAAUUUAGUCACUACGAUGUGGUAGUUGGUGUGUUAUCAGCUCGAAAUAACCAUGAACUUCGAAAUGUGAUAAGAAACACCUGGUUGAAGCAUUUGUUGCAACAUCCUACUUUAAGUCAACGUGUGCUUGUGAAGUUCAUAAUAGGUGCUCGUGGCUGUGAAGUGCCUGUGGAAGACAGGGAGGAUCCUUACUCCUGCCGACUGCUCAACAUCACCAAUCCAGUUUUGAAUCAGGAAAUUGAGGCUUUCAGCUUUCCUGAAGAAGCCUCCUCACCCAGACUCUCUGAAGACCGAGUUGUCAGCGUGAGCUUCCGAGUUCUCUACCCAAUUGUGAUUACCAGUCUUGGAGUGUUUUAUGAUGCCAAUGACAUUGGCUUUCAAAGGAACAUCACAGUCAAGUUGUAUCAGGCAGAGCAGGAGGAGGCCCUUUUCAUCGCUCGAUUUAGUCCUCCAAGCUGUGGCAUACAGGUGAACAAGCUAUGGUACAAGCCUGUGGAACAGUUCAUCUUACCAGAGAGCUUUGAAGGUACAAUCGUGUGGGAAAGCCAAGAUCUCCAUGGCCUCGUGUCCAGAAACCUACACAGAGUGACAGUGAAUGAUGGAGGGGGUGUUCUCAGAGUCAUUACAGCUGGGGAAGGGACACUGCCUCAUGAAUUCAUGGAAGGCGUGGAGGGAGUUGCAGGUGGCUUUAUCUACACUGUUCAGGAAGGAGAUGCACUGUUACGAAGCCUUCAUUCGAGGCCCCAGAGACUUUCAGACCACAUACAGGAUCUGCGAGUAGAAGAUGCCUUACUGCAGGAGGAGAGCAGCAUCUAUGACGACAUUGUCUUCGUAGAUGUUGUGGAUACUUACAGGAAUGUUCCUGCAAAAUUACUGAACUUUUAUAGAUGGACUGUGGAAACCACCAGCUUCAGUUUGCUGCUGAAGACAGAUGAUGACUGUUACAUAGACUUAGAAGCUGUGUUCAAUAGAAUUGCUCAGAAGAAUCUAGAUGGGCCUAACUUUUGGUGGGGAAAUUUCAGGUUGAAUUGGGCAGUGGACAGAACUGGAAAGUGGCAGGAGCUGGAAUACCCCAGCCCAGCCUACCCUGCUUUUGCAUGUGGGUCAGGGUACGUGAUCUCCAAGGAUAUUGUUGACUGGCUGGCAGGCAACUCCGGAAGGUUGAAGACCUAUCAGGGUGAAGAUGUCAGCAUGGGCAUUUGGAUGGCAGCCAUAGGACCUAAAAGACACCAGGACACCCUGUGGCUGUGUGAGAAAACCUGUGAGACAGGCAUGCUGUCUUCUCCGCAAUACUCACCACAAGAGCUGAGCAGACUGUGGGAACUGAAGGAAUUGUGUGGGGAUCCUUGUCAGUGUGAAGCAAAAGUGCUGUAAUCCCCAAAGACCAGGGACUGUAAGUCUGAGGAGACCCUGUGGCUGGUAUUGAGCUAUAAGCAGUAUAUUACCAGUGUUUGCACAGAUCUUAAUCAGCUGAUACUGUAGCAUAAGUUUUUAUUUAUAGAUUGGAAGAUUAUUUAAUACCAAAUUAUUUUAUAAAAAAUAUUCCUAACUAACUCCUGAUGACUGUAACUAAUUAGUAAUUCAUCAUUAUCAUUUUUGGUUAAACAUGGCCAAAUUUAAAAAGUUGUAAUAACUCCAUUUGAAUCUCAAUCAGAAUUAUAAAAUAGCUCUGUAUAGCUUAAUUAGGCCAGAAAGAACCUACAAAGAUGCUGUGUGGCGCUGGGGCCACACAUACCAAAGUGUAGGUUGCUGGAAAUACCAGUUUGUGGAUCUCUGACAUGGGCAAACUGGCCUUGAAAAGGAAAUGCUGUAACCUUAAGUUUGGGAUCUUGCAUUUAAAGAUGUUUAUUUACAUAAGUACCAUGUUUCUUUUACCAUUUAAUGUAAAUCAUGAAUGUCUCAGCACGCUCACUAAACUGUUUUUGUGAGUAUGAGUAAAAAUAUAAACACCUCAGGGUUCAGUGUCACAGGGAAGUAGGGAAGGUACUCUGCCUUGCCUGCUGUUAACCUAAGCUUAAGGAGGUGGUAAUAUGUGGAAGAUAGGUUCCAUGUAGGUAUAAUGUAGGGGAAAGUAUAUUGUACAGAGUAGAAAAGAUGUGUUUCCCCAGUUUAAGGGACAUUUCUCAGAAUGACCAACCAAAUCACUACAGUAAACUUUUUCAAAUAGUUAAGCAGUCCACAGCAGAUGUUAACUCUACUCAUAUCUAGACUAUUGUUUCUACUUCAUAUUUACAUUUUCACAUAAUGGAAUGCAGUAAGCAGUAAGCUGUGAAAACACAAGCAGAAAAGUCACUAGUAAUCAAAGCCUUUAUUAUUCUAUUAAUAUACAACCAAAUGGUCCUUUCCCAACAAAACAUACAUCCUUUGUGAAGGUGAAGUUUUUGUUUCUGGUGUGUACAACAUUCCAGUUGGAUUGUUACCAUCGCACUAGUAGACAAUCUCCAUUCUCCACAGAAUAAAACUGUAAUGACUGUAGGUCAUUUUCUAGCUCAAUUUCUCUGCCUGGCAUCUAAAAUUAGAACAAAGUGUCGAGUGAGUAAGACAGAUCUAAUGAUGCAUGUUAUACAUGCUGCCCUCCAAUGUCAGGUAGCUUGAGAAGUCAAAAUGCUGCCUCCAUUUAGAAUCUGGUACGUAUGGCUCAUGGUACUGUGGAGAACUAAGCUUAGCUUAGUUUUGUGUUUUUGCCUAGCAACUUACCUUGGGACUUUCAUAGGACAACAGAAGUUCUGACACAGGAACUUUGAGAAGACGUGACAGCAGUCCCUUUACCUUUUGAACUGUCAUGGAAUCUAUCAAAGAAAAGGAAAAUCCAUUUCUCUCAAAUGAUGACUGUGUGUAGAAACACUCAGGUGAGACAGCAUGAUCUGUCCUUUCUUAGCAUUGGUUUACCUAAGAUACUAAGUGAUGAAGGCUUAAAUCAUUCAACCAGUUGAUUCUUUUGGCAAACUGGGAAAUGGAGCCAAUGUUUGACCCAAGUGGUCUUGACAGAGAUGUGUCAUACCAUUUCAGUAGCACUUACUAUUUCUUCCUCAGUCUGAGUAACCAGAAAUAAUCAUCUCACUGAGGAGGAAAAAUAUAAGCCUUUGUGAUAACUUCCUAAUGGGUUGCUGAAGAUCCCAUGAGUGGGGCCUUGAGGACACCUCUCAGCCUUAUUUUUCCCUCCAGAAGAAAGUACAGAUUUAAGUGGUUGAUGAGGUCCCUCCCAGCACGAGCAUCCAGUCACCAUCAGGAUGUGCACACAUAUGACCAGGUAUGGGAAGGUAACUCAGAAAAACAAAUGCUCUGAUUUAUUCAGAACACACUAGGAACUUCUUUCCAAAGACAGGUUGUGGUACAUAGCGGAUAUUUUGAUUAAGAAUAUUAGUUUCUCUGAAGCUUUAGCUGAAAGUACAGCAAUAGUGUGGUGGUCCCACAAAUAUCACAAUGUAGUCAAUUACUUUUCUAUAAGAAUUGUUUUUUAUAAAAGCUGUGUUUUUAUGCAACUUGUGAUAAUAAAUCUUCUCUAUUUUAGAAUAAAA